Molecule: messenger RNA, 2642 nt
Organism: Alexandromys fortis (reed vole)
Lineage: Eukaryota; Metazoa; Chordata; Mammalia; Rodentia; Cricetidae
Gene: Sec22b
Product: SEC22 homolog B, vesicle trafficking protein
Exons: 5
Coding region: 137-784 (215 amino acids)
Biological process (GO): retrograde vesicle-mediated transport, Golgi to endoplasmic reticulum; endoplasmic reticulum to Golgi vesicle-mediated transport; vesicle fusion with Golgi apparatus
Cellular component (GO): Golgi membrane; ER to Golgi transport vesicle membrane; endoplasmic reticulum membrane
Molecular function (GO): SNAP receptor activity
Source: RefSeq, a predicted model, not a curated record
CCGUUUCCGGCCACCUCAGCGGGAAGCGGAGACGCCAGCGGCUAGCUGUUGGGGAAGUGAGCGGUAGGUGUAACCGGCCACCGCGGGAGAAGAGAGGACGGCGACUGAGGCGGCCGGGUCUCCAUAGCCUGGGAAGAUGGUGCUGCUGACGAUGAUCGCCCGCGUAGCGGACGGGCUUCCGCUGGCCGCCUCGAUGCAGGAGGACGAACAGUCAGGCCGGGACCUUCAACAGUAUCAGAGUCAGGCUAAGCAGCUCUUUCGAAAGUUGAACGAACAGUCCCCUACCAGAUGUACCUUGGAAGCAGGAGCCAUGACUUUUCACUACAUUAUUGAGCAGGGCGUGUGUUACUUGGUCUUGUGUGAAGCUGCCUUCCCUAAGAAGUUGGCCUUUGCCUACCUGGAAGACUUGCACUCGGAAUUUGAUGAGCAGCAUGGGAAGAAGGUGCCCACCGUGUCUAGGCCCUAUUCCUUCAUCGAAUUUGAUACCUUUAUUCAGAAGACCAAGAAGCUGUACAUUGAUAGUCGUGCUCGGAGAAAUCUCGGCUCCAUCAACACUGAAUUGCAAGAUGUGCAGAGGAUCAUGGUGGCCAAUAUUGAAGAAGUCUUGCAGCGGGGAGAAGCACUCUCAGCAUUGGACUCAAAGGCUAACAAUUUGUCCAGUCUGUCUAAGAAAUACCGCCAGGACGCGAAGUACCUGAACAUGCGUUCCACUUACGCCAAACUCGCAGCGGUGGCUGUAUUUUUCAUCAUGUUGAUAGUGUAUGUGCGGUUUUGGUGGCUGUGAGGUGUAGUGAGCCUAGUCGCUGGUAAGGGAGAAUCUAGAACCCGGCAGGUGUAUGUUUUCAGGAAACUGAGCUCACAGGGCUGUGUAUUAGAAUCCAAGUGGAACUUCUGCCUCUAAAGACCCUGCAAGAAAUGACCUGUCCUGAAAAUGAAAGCUGGCGCCUCGUUUAAGGAAAGCUUAACCCAUGUGGAAGUCUCUUUGGGGGCAGAGACUUUCUCUGGGUGCUCAGCCAUAUGUAUUAGGGAACAGUAGAUUGUUUGUUUCAUUUCUUCCCCUCCCAGGAUGUUUGUAAGACAGCAGAACUGGGGCAUUCUCUUUCCCUGGUGGAGCCAUCAGUGAAUUUAAGAUAGCCACCCCCUGCUAGCAACAUCCUGAAAUUCCCCUCAAAGAAGGCGGCCUGCUGGGGGGUCUUAACUUUAAUCAACAUUCCUUUGUUGGUGACAUUUGUGAUUGACUUCCAAGUAAAACUCAAAGUACAUGAAAGUCAAUUGCUCUGCUGCACAGAUCUUGUCUGUUGGCCACUGUAGGAAGUUAGCCUUUGUUAUUUUUCUUUUAUAUUUUGCUUAUUGCACAGUUGCUUUGGGGUUAAAUCAGUUACAUUAACAUGCCUUGAAAUUAUAUAGUAUUGCUCGACUAAAAGACUGAAGUUUUUCUGUCAUUUACUCUUUUUUUUUGUUUGUUUGUUUUUAUUCUAUUUUUUGUUUUGUUGAGACAAGGUCUCUCUAACCUCAGCUGUCCUGGAACUCAUGUAGACCAGGCUGGCCUUGAAUUUACAGAGAUCUACCCGCCUCUUCAUUUACUCUUUGAGAUUUAAAAUCCCCUGGGACAUUGUUAGUCUGGAGUGUCUGGUUGGUAUAGAGUGAGUGUAGGGUAGGGUGGUCAGAGAGGAAAGGCCCAGCCAGAAUGCCAGCUUUGGCCUGCCCCUUACUCCCACUUUGUCCUCUAAUCUUUUUCUCAUUCUUGGUUUUCUUUCCACCAUGAUUUGCUUAAUUUCAUAGUUUCAUUUUUUAAGUAUCCUACGAGGAUAUUCCCAGGUUUCAAACUGUGAUGGACUCAGCAGUGUAGUUAGUUAAAUGUAUCAUCUUUGCCGGUCAACCACUCAUACAAAUACUCAAGUAUAUUAUAGAGAACAUCUCUGAGAGCCCCUAAUUCCUCUUUCGGUUCUUGUAAAUUCUGCAAGAAUGUUCUAGAGACAGAGAACUAGUGAACAGUGGCUUCUAUUAACCAAUGAAAGUACGUAAGACUUCUUUCCCCUUUUUGCUCAGGGAUAAUGGGGAUUUCACCUUUUACCUUCUAAGGUAGAAUUUUAUAAGUGGGAAGAAUAGGCCUUCUGAGUAUUAUCACAAGGGCCUACAAUAGAAACUAUAACUCCUGCAGAUACUGCAAGCAUUUCUUUAAUUGUACUGGAAAAAUGAGCCAACUUCUUAUUUGUUAACAUCUUUGGAAAGACUUUUAGUAAGCAGUUUUAUAACCCUGGGAUCAUCACGGCUGCCCUAUUCCUGGUGGAUGACAACAGCCUCACUUCCUAUGAGAAGGCCGGUAGGGAUGCUUACUGUAUUCCUGAUAAUCGCAGAACUAGAAUACAUGUUCUUCUACUCCGAACAUAAUUCUGCCAAUUAGAGUUUUGUGCAUGAAAUACAAAAUGACUUUUUGUAGAGAAUAAGUGCUUUUACGUCCCUAAAAGGCUUAUCCCAUAAAUAAUGAUGCUGGCAAUAAAAGCCUUCGGAAGACUGAAAACCUAAGUAGUUGCACCGUAGUGUCUGGUGCUUCUCUGAGAAUGGAGGGCGGCAGCUCAUUGUUGAGAGUUGCAUGCUGCAACCUAAUGGUCAGCAAUGAAAUAAAGAUUUCUAGAAUGUUC